UCACCUCUCUUGUUCCUCCUCUUCGAUUCGAUCUCUCCCGUCGCAAGGCAAGCGCUCUCACCAACUGUGCAACCAAGCAGCAGCAGCGCAGAUCACAAGCGGACAGCUAGUAUGGAGGUCUCGUCGUCGUCUUCGGCGGCGGCCGCGGAGGUGCCGCACUACUUCCUCUGCCCGAUCUCGCUGGAGGUCAUGCGAGACCCGGUGACGCUCGCCACCGGCAUCACCUACGACCGCGCCAGCAUCGAGCGGUGGCUCUUCACCGACGGCCACGCCACCUGCCCCGUGACGCGCCGCGCGCUGGCGCCCGAGGAGAUGGACGCCACGCCCAACCACACGCUCCGCCGCCUCAUCCAGGCCUGGUGCGCCGCGCACCAGGUCGAGCGCUUCCCCACCCCGCGCCCGCCGCUCGACUCCUGCCGCGUCGCCGCGCUCCUCGACGAGGGCCGCCACGGCAGGGAGGCCGCCGCGCUCAGGGAGAUCAAGGCCGCCGCCGCCGAGAGCGACCGCAACAGGCGCUGCGUCGAGGCCACGCCCGGCGCCGUCGAGUUCCUCGUAUCCGUCGUCACCAAGCACUCAUCGGCCAUUUCCACGUCCAAGUCUUUCUCAAAGCGUGCCGACGACGAGUUCCUGCUGGAGUCCCCGACGUCUACGAGCUCGCCGGCGGAGGACGCGCUCAGCGUUCUCUACUCGCUCAAGCCAUCGGAGAGGAGCCUGACUCAGAUCCUGGAGCGGGAGCCCGAGUUCUUGAACACCUUGACCUACGUCCUGCGCCGACCGAGCUACCGGUCGCGCACCUACGGCAUCCUUCUGCUGAAGGCGAUGGUGGCGGCGAUGGAGCCGGCGCGGCUGGCGACGGUGAGCGCCGGCCUGGUGCAGGAGGUGGUGCGCGUGGUCUCGGAUCGGGUGUCCUCCAAGGCGGUCAAGGCGGCGCUGCACGUGCUGUGCCGACUGUGCCCGUGGGGCCGGAACCGCGUGAAGGCCGUGGAGGCCGGCGCGGUGGCGGCGCUGGUCGAGCUGCUCCUCGACGAGGGCGGCCGCCGCGUCACCGAGUUGGCCGUGGUGGCGAUCGACCACCUCUGCGGCUGCGCCGAGGGGCGGUCGGAGCUCGUCGCGCACCCGGCGGGGCUCGCCGUCGUGUCCAAGAAGGCCAUGCGGGUGUCGCUGGCUGCCACCGAGAGCACCGUGCGCGCGCUCCACGCCGUGGCGAGGCACUCGCCGACGCCCGCCGUGCUGCAGGAGAUGCUCGCCGUCGGAGUGGUGGCCAAGCUCAUGCUGGUGCUGCAGGUCGACGCCAACGAGAAGGCCAGGCUCAGGGCGAAGGAGAUGCUCAAGGCGCACGCUAGGGUUUGGAAGGACUCGCCGUGCUUGCAAGCGCACCUCAAGGCAUCCUACCCAUGAUGACAUAUACACCACGUACAUCGUGUACAUUACAUUGAUUAUAUGUAGAUAAAAGGAGCACACGUUUCGAUUCUCCUAUUAUGUUUGCCACUAAAUCAUUUAGUUAGUCGAUUUACAAAUUAUUCUUUCAUGUUUGAAAAGAAUGUAAUAAUAUCGUUCUUAUGUCCUUUGUUAGAUAUUUACUCUCCAAAGGGGAAAAAUGUAUCUAAUGAUAUGGAUGUAGGUCCUUAGAUUUUGUACAUCUGGAAUAAUCAAUCAAGCUGUACAUUACCACAUUCUCGAUUCAAAUA
Setaria italica (foxtail millet) is the source of this 1688-nucleotide messenger RNA. Its product is annotated as E3 ubiquitin-protein ligase PUB23. The coding region runs from base 112 to 1398 and encodes 428 amino acids. Gene Ontology annotation, molecular function: ubiquitin protein ligase activity. Gene Ontology annotation, biological process: protein ubiquitination. The transcript has a single exon. NCBI's taxonomy places the organism in Eukaryota, Viridiplantae, Streptophyta, Magnoliopsida, Poales, Poaceae. The record is from RefSeq and is a predicted model, not a curated record.